AUGAAGAAAUUCAUUCUGGGGAUAUUUCUCGCUAUAGCAUCAAUUACCGAAAUUACUUAUGCUCAAAGAACUCCAACGAUAUCUUAUCUAUCCCAGGAACAAAUCGUGGAUAUUGGACAGUCAGUCGAAUUAAAAUGUUCGGUAGUAUACGGCGAUGAAUAUCCAGUUUUCUGGUUAAAAGUUGAGAGCGAAAAAGAAAGACUGCCAAUUUCUUCGGGAACUUCUUUAAUUGUUGGAGAUUCGAGAUUUUCUAUUUCUUAUUAUGCCGACAAUUCAACUUACACUCUUCGGAUUGACAAUGUCCAACAAACAGAUCGUGGUAUUUACGAAUGUAGAGUACAAGUUGCUGUAGAUAAUCCGACUCCAGCAUACGUGCAAUUACAAGUACGAUUCGAACCAUCAAUAACCGAUAAUUCAACGAAUAAUUUUAUUACCACUGAAGGAAAAAGUGUCCAACUUGAAUGUUAUGCUAAUGGUUAUCCAGCACCUACUAUUUCAUGGCGAAGACAAUCUGUUCCUUUUUCGAGUGGAGGCUUAAUUAUUAAAGGAAAUAUAUUGACUAUUCCAUCGAUUACUAAAGAUGAUCGUGGAAUUUAUUAUUGUAUUGCUACAAAUGGAGUCGGACGUGGACAUCGUCGUAUUAUAAAUGUAGAAGUCGAAUUUGCCCCAGUAGUUACAGCCAAGCGACCUUAUGUUGGUCAAGCUCUGACGUAUGACCAGGAUUUAGAGUGUCACGUAGAAGCUUAUCCUCCACCAGCAAUUUCAUGGAUCAAAGACGGUGAAGAAAUCAGUAAUAAUCGAGACUAUCGGAUAUCACACUUCGCUACAGCUGAUGAAAUAUCUGACACAACUCUUCGUGUUAUUACUGUUGAAAAAAGACAAUACGGAAUGUUUUAUUGCAAAGCCAGCAAUAAAUACGGCUCUCAUAAUACGUCAAUAGAAUUAUUUGAAACAAUCAUUCCGGUAUGCCCACCAGCUUGUAAUCUAUAA
Molecule: messenger RNA, 990 nt
Organism: Cotesia congregata
Lineage: Eukaryota; Metazoa; Arthropoda; Insecta; Hymenoptera; Braconidae
Source: the annotation of a GenBank genome assembly